GGCGGGUGCUUGGGCCUUUCCUGUUCCGGCGCGCGCUGACCUUGGCGCCUAGGGGUCCCGGAACCGCAGCCAUGGUGGCGUACUGGAGGCAGGCCGGGCUCAGCUACAUCCGCUAUUCCCAGAUCUGUGCCUAUGCUGUCAGAGCAGCGAUGAAACCACAAUACAAAGCUGAGGCAGAAAAAGCUGCUGUGGCCACUAUAAAAAUAGUGAAACCUAAAAAGGAGUAAGAUGAUUGUCCCCAUGAUGAACUGUAUGGACAAAAUAUCAAGUGAAGACAAGGUCAUGGGUCUGAAGAUGUGCAAUGUAGUCUCUUCAUGUUAGCUAUAAAAUCUGCCUGCGUGCGUAAGUCAACAUGCUAAUAAACUGAGCUUCUAGUUCACCAUGACCAUA
This is a messenger RNA of Chelonoidis abingdonii (Abingdon island giant tortoise), 390 nucleotides long. It is a transcript of the gene ATP5F1E, whose product is annotated as ATP synthase F1 subunit epsilon. Lineage: Eukaryota; Metazoa; Chordata; Testudines; Testudinidae. Gene Ontology annotation, cellular component: mitochondrial inner membrane. Gene Ontology annotation, molecular function: proton-transporting ATP synthase activity, rotational mechanism. Gene Ontology annotation, biological process: proton motive force-driven mitochondrial ATP synthesis. The record is from RefSeq and is a predicted model, not a curated record.